This is a messenger RNA of Nicotiana tabacum (common tobacco), 1271 nucleotides long. The record is from RefSeq and is a predicted model, not a curated record. Lineage: Eukaryota; Viridiplantae; Streptophyta; Magnoliopsida; Solanales; Solanaceae.
UGUAAUUACACAAUGUAAUUACCACAUAUUCUCACCUCCCACUUGAGAAUUGAAUAGUGUAAUUACACCUCUCCAAUUACACCCAAUUUUAUGCUGACUUAGUAAUUACUUGGCCAAACAAACAUGCCAAACUGUGUAAUUACAUCCAAAUCCAAUUCAACUUUCCAAACAUGCUCUUAAGAAAAAGAAAUAGUGGAAGAUGGAAAACUAAACGGAGAAGUAUAAAACAAUUAUUAGACUAUGAAUACUUGAAAUCUCAAGGGGAAAUAUGAAAAGUUUCACAAAAUGCACAAAAGAAGCUGUAGUAUAGUUAGUUUUGUACUUUCACAAGUUAAUUGCUACAUCUUACAAAACUAGUUUGAGCUUUCUGUUAGAAAAAAAUGCAGAAGAUUAAAGGAGAAGUAUAGCUUUGAGGCGUGAAAGAUCGCUAUCUUUCAAGAAAUAUUGCCCGUAUAUUCUUUAGGGGAUUACAAGCAGACUUUUCAGAAAAGUCACACUUCUAUGAGAACAAUUAAAGCCUGUGGUUCAGACUGUGGUUUCAUCCGGUUCAACUUAGUCAAAUCUACUCUUACUUCUUACUACAUUUUCAGUUUUCCAUUCAAAGUUAAAGACUGUGGUUCAGACUGUAGAUAUAUAUUGCUAAUUCCUGUUUGCAUUGUAAUUAACAGGGGCAGAUUUGAGUGACACAUUGAUGGAUCGGAUGGUGCUUAAUGAAGCUAAUCUCACUAAUGCUGUUCUUGUUAGAUCUGUUCUGACUCGUAGUGACCUUGGGGGUGCCAUUAUUGAAGGUGCUGAUUUCAGUGAUGCAGUUAUUGACCUCCUUCAGAAACAGGCACUUUGCAAGUAUGCUAGUGGGACUAACCCUGUGACAGGGGUUAGCACCAGAAAAAGUCUAGGCUGUGGAAACAGCAGACGAAAUGCAUAUGGAAGUCCAUCUUCUCCUCUGUUAAGUGCUCCACCUCAGCAGUUACUCGAUCGAGAUGGAUUUUGUGAUCCAGCUACUGGUCUCUGUGAUGCAAGCUGAAAAAAUGUUCAUGUACAUAAAUAUAUGCGGAAAGGAAAGAGUUCUGGAGGUUUACAUCUCCCUCACAUUAUGCGAGCAUAGUUUAACUCAGGCAGAAAAUAUAGGCUAUAUUUGAAGCAUGAUCAGUUCUAUUAUGUUGCAUGUAUGUCAAAACUGAAUACCAAUACUUGAAACCAUCAACAUUGUUGAUUACAACUUUGUUCUGCAAUUAAUUGAAAAAAUAGUUGAUCAGAAGGCCUUAAUAGAA